Messenger RNA from Cyclopterus lumpus (lumpfish), 2446 nucleotides. RefSeq names its product DEAF1 transcription factor (gene deaf1). The coding region runs from base 302 to 1972 and encodes 556 amino acids. Gene Ontology annotation, molecular function: DNA-binding transcription factor activity, RNA polymerase II-specific; DNA binding. The record is from RefSeq and is a predicted model, not a curated record. Gene Ontology annotation, biological process: regulation of transcription by RNA polymerase II. NCBI's taxonomy places the organism in Eukaryota, Metazoa, Chordata, Actinopteri, Perciformes, Cyclopteridae. Gene Ontology annotation, cellular component: nucleus. The transcript is spliced from 13 exons.
CGCGUUCGGGUCCACUCGUGUUCUCUCGGUACUCUCCGGCUCAUCUCUUUCCCGAGACUUCACGCAAAGAAACAAACAGCCGUCUCUCCCUGUCGUCUCUCCGGACCAGCUCGCGUGACUUUCGGACGUUCCCGUUGUUGUUGUUGUUGUUGUUGUUGUUGUUUUUUACCGAUUCGGUUAACGGAAACACCGCGUUUUAUACGGUUCGUUUCCGAGCUCGUGCCGGUGGGGGGGCUCGGCGGCGCUCGGACCAACGCGCGCGCUUCGGUCGCGUUCGGCUCUUGUCGUUCGGCGGCAGGAAAUGGACGAAGUGGACUCGGCCACGAAGGCGCUCGGGCUGCACGAACCGCCCAUCGACAUGGCGCCGGUGCAGGAAGUGGUGGGCUCGGAUACCGAGUCGGAGGCCGAAGUCACCGCGUUGGCCGUGAUGGCGGAACCGGAAAACAUCGACAUGGGAGCCGAGUCCCCGCCGAACUCAGACGAGGCCGAGGCGGCGUAUGCAGAGGUGACGGCUGUGACGGUGGCGGACGUCCACGGCGGAGAGGACAGCGUCUUCACCACCACGGUCGCCACGUCCGGAAGUCUCCCGGAACACGUGCUGAGUGGGAGGACAACCCUCCAGCUGGGUGAUGGUCUCAGCACCCAGAAGGCCACCUUGAUCGUGGUUCACAGUGACGGCAGCAUCGUGGAGGCUACCGGCCUCAAGUCUGCUGCAUCAAUGGCAUCAGGCUCACAGACCCCGCCCACACCGCUGACUCCGCCCCAGGACAAGGAGUCCUGCUCCAAGUACAACUGGGACCCCUCGGUCUACAACAACGAGCUGCCGGUCCGCUGCAGGAACACCAGCGGGGUCCUCUACAAGACCCGGCUGGGAUCAGGGGGCAAAGGUCGCUGCGUCAGACACAACCAGCAGUGGUUCACCCCCACCGAGUUCGAGGGUCUGGCGGGGAGAGCGAGCAGCAAAGACUGGAAGAGGAGCAUCAGAUACGCUGGCAGGCCUCUGCUCUGCCUCAUACAGGAGCGUAUCCUGAACCCACACGCUGCUUCCUGCACCUGUGCAGCCUGCUGUGAUGACCUGACAGGGUGUCCAAAGGAUGGAGAGACGGUGGAAGUAGAAAACAUCAGUAUGACCGGUCCAGUCCGCCUCUUCGUCCCCUACAAGAGACGGAAGAAGGACAACGAGCCUCUGGCCACCUCCCCGAAGAAGGAACUCCCUGCAGCCAAAAACAUCACGCUGACGCCGGGCACCACCUUCACCGUGUCCCCGUCGGGACAGUUCACCACCUCGGGCACCUUGACCUUUGAGCGCUCGCCAACGGGGGACGCAGCCGCCGCCGCCGCCGAGGCCUCCGCCAUCAUCUCGGAGGGCUCGGCGCAGAGCGAGGUGUUCGCCAGCACGGCAGUGCUGACGGCGUUGCCGGCGCUGGCCGUGACCCCUCAGCCGGUUCAGGCCAAGAUGGCGGCGGCGGCGGCUCCGUCUCCGUCUCCGGCAGCGGUGCUGCUGAGUGCUUUGGAGGCGGGGCCUGUCGGGGUGUUGGGGCCGGCGGUCGGCGAGGGGCAGAGGAACACCUGGCUGUACCUGGAAGAGAUGGCCAACACGCUGAUGAGCAACGUCCAGCAGCUGAAGGCUCUGAUCGAACAGGCCAAAAGCUCCGCGGGGGUCAAAGGUCACGGAGGCAGGAAGGAGUGUGGUCUCACUCAGUCGUUUCAGAACCACAUCACGUUUCAGCAGCCGGACGAAUUGGAGGCCAAGAGGAGCUCUGACAUCACCGAGAUCAUCAUCAACCAGAUGUGUGUGAACUGCGGCCGGGUGGCGAUGAGCGAGUGCACGGGCUGUCACAAGGUCAACUACUGCUCCGCCUUCUGCCAGAGGAAGGACUGGAAGGAGCAUCAGCACACCUGCUGUCAAUCAGCAGGGGGCGUGUCUGUCCAGGAGGAGGAGCCAAUCUUGGACAUGGACAAAGUGAAAUGAAGGUUCGCCCCUUCGGGACAGGAAGUCCUUAUAUGGGGCAAAGAGGAGCAGGCCUGUUCUAAAGGCUGAACAUUACCUCACUGGAACCUUUAUUGUAAUCAUUAUUUCUUUUUUUACAUCAUUUUUUAUUUUCCUUCCUCAGUGUCUUAUUUUUUAUUUAUAAUCUAUAUUUUUCCCUAUUUAUUUAAGAAGGAGAUUCGUUCUUUUUCAUUUUAACAAGUUCUGGUCCACUUCAUGCGACUUUAUAUCUUUUAUGUUUUGUUUUAAUUAUUUAAAACAAAAUAUUUUAUAUAUAUAUAUAUAUAUAUAUAUAUAUAUAUAUAUAUAAUAUUUUGUCUAUCCACAUACUUUUGAUCUUGUGUAUCCGGUUUAUCAAACACCAUUUUCUUUAUUUAUUAUGACCCGUUUCCCCUCCAGUGAACCUGAACAAAUAAAUACAUUUAAUUUAAUAAAUAAAGUGUUUUCUACAACGUC